Haplochromis burtoni (Burton's mouthbrooder) is the source of this 5271-nucleotide messenger RNA. RefSeq names its product cilia and flagella associated protein 74 (gene cfap74). The record is from RefSeq and is a predicted model, not a curated record. The coding region runs from base 152 to 5131 and encodes 1659 amino acids. Lineage: Eukaryota; Metazoa; Chordata; Actinopteri; Cichliformes; Cichlidae. The transcript has 39 exons.
CGCCCCUCGCGUCACGUUUCCUUGGAAACACCAGCAAACAUGGCUGCUUUGAGAAAAAGUGAUGUUGAGAAGCCGUUUUUAUAAGAGGAAAGACGAGCUACAAAAGGCUUGCUCGGUAAUGUAGUCCUGUGCCCUUCAUAAGUAAGGUGACAUGGAGGUAGAAGACAGGAGAAGCCCCGCAGAGGUGAAGCCUGACAGGUGUGGACAGCUGGAUGUCCACCUCAGUCCAGAUGAUCCAAGUGAUGAAACCUUUAAAGCCGAAGAGUCAGAUGUGCCUGCUGAUUUGGACUGGUUAGAAGAAUUGUCUGAAGAGGAUGAUGGUGUUGACGAUGGUGACCUUGCGGCUAUGGCUGACGGUUGUAAGAAGAGGAGUUAUGCCGAGACAGCACGGAUGUUCAAGCUGAGACGAAACCUCGACCAGCUGGACUGCUUUCACCGACAGAAGGAGCAUGACGUGCUGAAAGCCAGAGAAAAGCUAAAACUCUGUCAACAGAAUAUUCAAAGUUUGUUGGAGCAGAGGGAUAACUUGGAGAGAGAGAUAGAACAACAGAAAGUAACAGACAACAGCGUGGCUUUGUUUCGACUGCGAGCCCGGCAUAAGCACCUAUGUCAAAAGCUGCAGAGUGAGGAGGAGCUCGAGGGCCACAUCAACAUUGAGCUGAAGCAACUAGAACUGGAGCUGAGUGAGGUGGAAGUUGAGCUUGGCAGAUGCUCCUUGCUCCGGCAGGAGGUGCAGGAAGAGGAGCAGCUCUUCCAGGUUCUUAAAGCCCAGAAGGCAGCAACGAGGCUGCAGCAGGAGAGGGAAGCCAGCCAAAACCUGCAACUCAAGAUGAAGAAUCUGAGGGAUAAACAGGCAGCCAUGCUAAAGAAAGAGAAGACUGAAUGUCAGAGGAAAAUCGAAGAGGGCCGAGAGAGCCGCAAAAUAGCUGCCAAGUACUUGAAACAGACUGUAAAAAGGAUGAAUCAGCAGGAGGCUGAGAGGGAGCGGCAGAACCAAGAGUUACUGGAAAAGAGGUUACAGGCUGUAAAGUCAUUGAAAACGAACAUAGAAGCAACCCAAGAGAAUUUACAGGUCCAGCAAAGCAGAGCCAGAGCUAAUGCCCAGAAGAAGGAGCAGCUACAAAGACAACUGAGAGAAUCCCUGCAGGCCCAAGGAAUCAACAGUAUGAAACAUAUGUACCAGCAGAAACAACAGCAGGAAACAAAGCGUAAAGAAGGGGAAUUUCAGGAGAGCCAGAAGUCAAAAAGAGUGGAGAUUGUUUCAAAAAUCCUUCAGGAAGAACAGCUGACGAAUAGGAGGCAGAGGAAGCCGGCACUGCUACUGCCCAAACCCUCAGCCACUGAGAAGUUCCUAUCUCUGAGGAGGGCAAGUGAGAAGCUCCCGUACUACCUGGAUUCUGUUCCCCCAUCAGCUGCUGAGGAGAAAGCCACAAUCUUCAGAGAUUUCAGUGACACCAGCAGCUCCUCGUCAUCGUCAGCUUGCUCUGAUGUUGAGGACCUGGAGGGGACUGAGGAAAACGAGGAGAAAGUGAAUCACCAGAUCCCUACUGACAGCCUGGCUGAGCCUGAAUUCUCCGGACUGUGGGACCAACACAUCAAGAAAAUGCCCAAUGAGAAUACUACACUGGUGCAAACACAACUGGGGCAAGAAAAACCUCCAAUAGCGAGUGGAAAGCUCAAUAUGACUGCUAAAAGAAAUCGUGGAAAAGAGUUAAAAGGGCCUCCAUUCAUUAGUAAACCAGAGGUCAUCCUCUUCAAGGACUUUGAUGUGGGAAAAAUGUACAAGAAGAAAAUUGUCCUGACUAAUAUCAGCUACGCAGUUAUUAACUGCAAGUUUCUCGGGGUCUCCCCUCACUUGAAGAACUUUUUCACCAUCAACUUCCAGCCUCCUACUUUGUUAUCCACCGGGAUGUCAUUUGACAUGCAGGCUAUUUUCCAGCCAAUGAUCAACGAGGACUUGGAAGGAGAGCUCCAGUUUGCAUCAGCUCUGGGUCCCUUCUUUGUGCCCAUCAGAUGCACUGUAAAGAAAUGUAUUCUGAAGGUUGACAGCCAGUUUAUUGACUUUGGUUCGCACGUUGUGGGCCAGACUAUUUCACGGACCAUCACACUGACCAACAAGGGUGCACUGGCCACGCAUUUCAGCCUGGACAGCUCCACAUGUCUCAGUCCAGAAACGAGCUACGUCCAGAUGCCACCACAGGUCUCUACCAACACAUAUGAGGCAUCCAGUCAAAACACAGCAACUAACAACCAGAACAGCCCUGAAUCCAUUGAUGCUGAAGAUGUCCAAUCAAAGCUACAGAGUCGGGAGCUCUCUGCAGGAGAACAGCAAGAACAAUCAGUGUCAGAGGGUGUGAAAACUGUUCCUGGGGCUUGUCUUUCAUCUGAUUUGGACACUCAGACAGACCAGACCCCCUCAGACUCCAGCGACAUAAAACUAAGAGAUGUACGUGGGGGAGAGAUCGGGUCAUUUGAAAGUGUCAAGCUGGAAAUUAUUUUCACUCCAACCAUUCCAGGAGAGACCAGACUGGACUUCUCCUUUAAAUUCUCUGAUAAAACCAGCAAACCAAUACCCAUCCAUGUGAGAGGUGUGGCAGUCAGCAUGCCUGUAUGGGUACUUCAGCCCAACAUUGACCUAAAGAUCUGCAUGUUUGACCGCCUUUAUCAAGACACCAUCAUUGUCCAAAGCAGAGCCAGCACAGCUUUGAAACUGACCUUUGAGGUAUGUCAGGACAUGAGGAAGCACAUGGAGAUCCUACCAAAGACCGGCUUCAUCCAGGCUCAAUCAAGCUUUAGUGCCCAACUGAAGUUCAUCCCGAGACGCUCCCUGUCCAAAGAUGCAAAGUUUUUUGACAGUGACACAGGAGUCCUGGAGGUUCCAAUGACAGUGCAAGUAGCAGGCCAGGUGCAGCCUGCCCAUUUCACCGUCCACGCCAUUGUGACCUCCUCAGACCUGCAGUUUGACCACAGCGAGGUGGACUUUGGCUACUGUUCCAUUUACCAGUCAGUCAAGAGCAGCAUUCGCCUCACCAAUCUGUCCCUCCUACCCCAAGACUUUGGCUUCUUGGGUGUGCCUGAGUUUAUUGAGGUUCAGCCCAAUGAUGGAUUUGGUACUCUGCUCCCACAAGAAACCCUGGAGGUUGAUCUGAUUUUUAGUGCCCAAACUGCCAAAGAGUACGUCUUUCAGCUCAGCUGCAAGUCUGGAAUUAACAGAGAUUUUCUGCUGUCUUGCCGAGCAGUGGGUGUCCACCCACCACUGGAGCUCUCCCAUUUUCUGGUUCAGUUUGGAGCCACAGCAGUAGGUGACCAGUCCACUGCCAUGCUGUUCCUGAGCAACCGUCAAACGGGCCGUGACCAAAAUAGACAACCAGUCUCUCCAGGGGUCAAGGCGCCUGUAAUGCCCCGUUUGUUCUCCUUCGCCCUGCCAGAGGACUCAGACAUCGACAUCAGUCCGUCUGCAGGACGCCUUCUUCCUGGUGAGAGAUGUCUUGUCCAGGUAACGUUCAAACCCAGACUGUUGGACCAGGAGAUCAAAGAAGAGGCGCUCCGUCGUCUUCAUCGAGCCAAGUUGCUCUAUGAGAGUGAGCUCGAGGGAAACAGACUCGCUGAACAGGAGGCAAAACUGGAGAUCCCACUGGAACCUAGUAAGGGGAAAAAGGCGUCAGUGAAUCCAAAAAACAGCAAGGUGUCCAAUGAAGCAGAGAAAGGAAAGCAAAGUGAAUCACCAGAUCCUGGCAACAUAGUACCAGGGUCAAGUUGGUAUGAGGAGGCCAAGGCCUCUCUACUAUACUCCUUCAGGAAACGUUAUAGAGAGUACACCAUUCCCUGCUUUGUGUCAGAUGGAGACCCUCCAGAGGACGACAAACUAGUCCAGCCAGCAUGGAGUCCCUUCAAUACGCUCUACUUGAAGCUUCAGUGUCCUGCUGUACAACCCCCUCUAGUGGUGAUAUCCAACAAUGGCUGCAAUAUCAUAAACUUCCAUCAGGUGACAGUGGGAGAAAGAGUGAUUAAAAGGUUUACAGUUCAGAACAUUUCACAGGAAUCUUUGGAUCUGAGCUCGUCGGUGUUGGACAUGUACAGUCCCUUUUCCCUGCUCAAUGCUCUUAGAUCCAUAAGACCUGGAGAAAAACACACUCUGAUUCUCGCCUUCAGUCCAACUUUGGAAAAAAAGUGCUGUGACAUGCUGGAGGUGCGGUGCCAGAAAAUGACCCUAGAAAUGACUCUUCUCGGGGAGGGAAUAGUCCCUGCUGUCACCUCCUCCCACAAUGGAGAUGUUCUUGACUUUGGCUAUGUGCUGGAGAAGGAGACUGCCUCACAAGUCGUGAAGUUGCAGAACAGCUCAGCGGUGGCAGUGAGCUUCAGGGUGAUGCUCGCUAGUCUCUCUCCCUUCAGACCUCAGGGUGGAGCUGACCGGGUGGCCUUUCUGCUAGAAGAAUAUGCAAACUCCCAUGUCCACCCUGCUGUGGGGACUCAGAACUACAGUGGGUUGAGUGUGUUCAGUGUGGUGCCAGUAGAGGGCAGCAUUCCUCCAGGGCAGAGCCAAGAAUUCACGGUCACCUUUCAGCCUGACCACCCGUCUGUCAACUACUCUGACAAACUCACCAUAGAGCUCAUGAAUAAGAGUAAAGUGUGUGUGAUGGAGCUGAAGGGUGCAGCCUCUUCACAUAGCAUGUAUCUGUGUGGCGGAGACCCGCUGACAGCGCCUGUUGAAUCCCUGCUCCCUCCAGUCAUAACCAGUGAACCUCAGCUCACAGCAGAGUCAGAGGUGACGGAGAGCCCCACCAUUCCUGUGUUGGUGACCCUGAAGGCCAGGUGUAGCUCGGGUGCCAUCACGCCUGCAGUCAGGGAGCUGCAAGUGGGCUGUAUCCGCUCCACACAAACCAGUAAGAAGGGUGGUGAGUUUUACUGGGAUAAUGUGGCAUCCCUGCAGCAGCAGGGCUUUAAUGUGGAGCCGAGCAAAGGCAAUGUGGACACAGGCCAGCGACGCGCCAUCAGGAUCACAUGGACACCCCACACUGGAUACAAACCUUAUGAGGUGGUGCAGAUGUGCGUGCCUCUCACUUUAAAGGGCGACAGGAUGAAUGUUUACAGAGUCACCCUGAUGGCUUUGGUCUCCACGACCGCCGAUUGACCUCUAAAGGACUUGGAUGAUGGCCAGCAGGAAUUCUGCUCACACAUACUCUGACUAACCACAAAUACACAUAUUCUGUGUGUGUGCAGAGCCAGCAUUAACAAAUAAUGAGAUCAUUAAAGGUUUUGUUUGAACAUUAA